Messenger RNA from Heterobasidion irregulare TC 32-1, 1033 nucleotides. RefSeq lists its product as uncharacterized. Bases 11 to 1033 code for a protein of 340 amino acids. Gene Ontology annotation, cellular component: Smc5-Smc6 complex; nucleus. Gene Ontology annotation, biological process: protein sumoylation; double-strand break repair via homologous recombination. Gene Ontology annotation, molecular function: SUMO ligase activity; zinc ion binding. Lineage: Eukaryota; Fungi; Basidiomycota; Agaricomycetes; Russulales; Bondarzewiaceae. The transcript has 6 exons. The record is from RefSeq and is a predicted model, not a curated record.
GUCUUAUAAGAUGCCUCGUAAAGCUUCGCGCCGCGCUCAAUCCACCCCAUCCGAUCACAUUGAGGAGCACACCCUCUCCCAACAGCAAGAUGAUGAUGCAGUCGACGAGGAUGGAGAAGAUCUACCGCGUCGCAGUUCCAAGGUUUCCAAAUCCAAAGUGAAGAAAGCCACGGCACGCCAAGAUGAGGACGAUCAGCCUGGCCCUGAAGAUGGCAAUGGAGGCGAUAUGACUCCGUUCGACAAAGAAACAUUUGGCAAUCAACCCCUGAAUAAGAACGAAGGCUCUAAACUGACGGGUAUCGCGGCGGACUGGGCAAUGAUAGAGAAAAAUGUCAGGAACAGCGCGCCAGCGCUUCUCAACGACGUAGCAAGCGCCGUAGCUGAGCUGAGGGACGAUGAAGCUGCCGAGAAGGAACUCAUCCAUCUCGAUAAGUUAAUGCGAGAAAUGGUCGACAUAGAUGAGGAAAUCUCCGCGCAUAAGAGGACGCUCGAAGAGCUUCACCAACAAGUCAUCCGUGGUGAAGAGAUCUCAGAUAUUCUAGAUCGCUAUGAGAACGAUGUGAAAGGAAAGAUCGACAAAUACAAGAAAAAGACAACUCGUCAGAAGUACGGCAGGAAUCAACAUUAUGCAGAUUUCCGACAAGCCAUACAUGAGGUACGAAAUCCGGACGAUGCGAUGCCACCAGUUGUCGAAUUUUUGCCUCGAGAGAAAGACGAUGUCAGUGACGACGAUGACGAUGAUAUUCUCGUCGGAGGUGUCAUGCAAGAUUUCAAGUGCCCUAUAACUUUAACGUUCCUUGUUGAUCCCCUCACCUCUACGGUUUGUUCCCACUCCUUCUCUGGAGAGGCUAUUCGGCAAAUGCUUGGCUCCAAUAAGGCCACGAAGAAAAUUUGCCCUGCAGCCGGUUGCAGAAAGAUGAUCUGUUAUAAUGAUUUGAAGCCGGACAAAGCUUUGGAGCGCAAAGUAAAAAAUGCUCAGCGCAGAGCGCGGCAGAGGGAAGACGAUAAUGAUGCGGAGGAGAUAGUGGAGUGA